AUGUCGGAAGGGAUGAAACUGAUCUCAGCCUCUUCUCUCCCAGACACAGGAGAUGAAACGAUCAGCCAAAAUCCAUGGGAACGAAGCCCACACGAGUUGCCCACCGACAGCAGCGACAAACCGCCAGUGAACGAGGAAGCAAGCACAGCACCCUCAAUCACCAACCAACCAGAACUACUCGCUAGGCUCAGCCUCAAGACCAACGAGUAA
Molecule: messenger RNA, 210 nt
Organism: Puccinia graminis f. sp. tritici CRL 75-36-700-3
Lineage: Eukaryota; Fungi; Basidiomycota; Pucciniomycetes; Pucciniales; Pucciniaceae
Exons: 2
Coding region: 1-210 (69 amino acids)
Source: RefSeq, a predicted model, not a curated record